AUGACUGCUAUCACAUGCCUAGUGACCGUGGGCAUCAAUGGAGCCCGGAGGAAGAUGCGGCUUGCGGAGGAGCCCAAUUGGCGUGCUCUGAAGGCAUCCGCCAGUGUUUGCAGUCUUCUGGCUGCAGAGAUCAACUUUGAUACCGACAGAUUUCAGAUUUUUGACCAAGACUUCAAUGAUUUUGUGGAUUUGUUGGACGAGGAUCCAAUCCCUGACAUGGCUGUUUUGCGCGUUGUGAAGCCAGCACAUCAGGCAGAAGCAUUCAUUGAAGAGGAGCCGACCUUAUACGAUGCAGAGAUUUCAGCAGGUGCCCUUGAAAGAAGCUUUAACGUCGCUACAAGCCAAGAGGACGAUGAUGGGAUGGGCUUUGCCCUCCCAGAUCUUCAUUUCCUCAACGGUGUUGUGAAGGAGAACAUCCCACUCACAUCGUAUAUAACAACAAGGAUUGUCGACUCCUUAUUUCAGGAAAUGACUGCGCAUACAAUGUAUCCAUCACACAAGUUUCACCAGGGCACUGCGUCCACGCUCGUGCGCCGCUACCCAGAGCUUGCUGAUCCCUGUGGCAGUGGACAUGCUUCUUGGGUUGUGAUGCUGCGGCAUAAAUUUAAGAAUGAAAGAAGGAAGCUGGCCACCGAUAGAGUGAUAAUAAAUAGGCAGAAGUUCGGCACUGCGGCAAAGCGGCCGAGAACAUCGAACGGUGCCGCUGCAGAAGUGUUGCAGCGUGGCAAAGUUGGACCCGUUUUGGCACAAGGUUUGGUGUCCAGCGGUGAGGACAGCUGCAGCCUUGCACAGCAUGAAGCCUGGCUGGUUUCCGAAUCUAAAAAGGCAAACCCUGACAGGCCGCAAAUGCUCUGCAGGCUGCAGCUGACCCACACUGCAAGAGCAAAGGACCUCUGCCAGAUGUCGCCCGUGGAAGCUAUGGAGAAAUAUCCGUACCUGGCAGACAAGGAAUGGGUAUGUGCUUUCAUUACAUAUUUUAUGUGUCGUGAACUUUCAGUGAAAGCUUUUGGAGGUUCCUGCAAAUAAUGUGGCUGCUUGGCUGUAUUUCAAUGCUCCAAGUAGAUCUUAAUGUCAGGUGCAAGAAAUUAUCUCUGAUCUUGCUAUUUGCAUGCCCAAAGUGCAGUCUGGUAUGUGUGUGGUACUACUAUUGAUAGCGAUUAGGCAAUGAGCUUUAGCUGCACUGCCAUAAAAUCGGCGCCAAUAAUUCAUAAAGCACUCCUGCUAACAAUGUGAAGCACAUAGUGCUCCCCGUACAUGUUUCCCAGUAAGGUUUACUGUUGCAGCAGCAGCCGCUUGCGCAACGGGGGGAAUAACGUCGUAAGCCUUUCAUAUAUAAAAGAACCAGCCCAACAACUGAUUUCAUUGUUGUUGCAGCCCUGCUAUGGAUAGCAGUGAUGGAAGCGUUAUUUUACUUUUUGGAGCAGCCUUCGGAGCAGAAAAAAUGCUACGUGGAGUAGCCAUAAGUCUUUUCGGAGCAGAAAAAAAUGCUACUUUCGAGCAGCCAUUGGUGUUUUC
This is a messenger RNA of Dermacentor silvarum, 1515 nucleotides long. RefSeq lists its product as uncharacterized. Lineage: Eukaryota; Metazoa; Arthropoda; Arachnida; Ixodida; Ixodidae. The coding region runs from base 1 to 1026 and encodes 341 amino acids. The transcript has 7 exons. The record is from RefSeq and is a predicted model, not a curated record.